This is a messenger RNA of Choloepus didactylus (southern two-toed sloth), 2555 nucleotides long. RefSeq names its product zinc finger BED-type containing 8 (gene ZBED8). The transcript has 3 exons. NCBI's taxonomy places the organism in Eukaryota, Metazoa, Chordata, Mammalia, Pilosa, Megalonychidae. The record is from RefSeq and is a predicted model, not a curated record. Bases 191 to 1975 code for a protein of 594 amino acids.
GUUAAGAGCUGUGUGUUGUUUACAUGCAUUCUCAUAAUUAAACCUCAAAACAACCAUAUAAGGAUAUUGUAAUUCCUAAAUGCCCGGAAGGAGCAUGUGAAAAUUGUGAGGUUCUAAAACACAAGAAAGCCUCUUGUGAGCAAAAUAUCUGCAGCGUCUCUGGAGUACUACCUGAUAAUUUUUGUGUGCCAUGUCCAAGAAACGCAAAUGGGAUGAUGACUAUGUUCGUUACUGGUUCACCUGUAUGACAGAAGUUGACGGAACUCAACAUCCACAAUGUGUAUUGUGUAACACAGUAUUUUCAAAUGCUGAUCUCAGACCAUCAAAACUGUCUGACCAUUUUAACAGACAACAUGGUGGUGUAGCUGGGCAUGAUCUCAAUAGUAUGAAGCAUAUACCAGCGCCAUCUGAUCAGAGUGAAACCUCAAAAGCAUUUGGAGUUGCAUCUCACGACGAUGCUUUAUUACAAGCAUCUUACCAGUUUGCAUAUUUGUGUGCCAAGGAGAAGAAUCCUCAUACAAUAGCUGAAAAAUUAGUGAAACCUUGUGCAUUGGAAAUAGCACAAAUAGUUUUGGGACCAGAUGCACAAAAGAAGCUUCAGCAGGUUCCCUUAUCAGAUGAUGUGAUCCAUUCUAGAAUUGAUGAAAUGAGCCAGGAUAUCUUACAGCAAGUUCUAGAAGAUAUCAAAGCCAGUCCUCUUAAAGUGGGUAUCCAGCUUGCUGAGACAACUGACAUGGAUGACUGCAAUCAGCUAAUGGCAUUUGUACGCUAUAUAAAAGAAAAAGAAAUCGUAGAAGAAUUCCUAUUCUGCGAACCAUUGCAGUUAACCAUGAAAGGAAUAGAUUUGUUCAAUCUCUUCAGAGACUUCUUUUUGAAGCAUAAGAUAGCACUUGAUGUAUGUGGCUCCAUUUGUACUGAUGGUGCCUCUUCUAUGCUGGGAGAAAAUUCAGAAUUUGUCGCCUGUGUAAAGGAAGAGGUUCCUCAUAUUGUGAUCACACAUUGUAUGUUGAACCCUCAUGCACUUGUUACAAAGACUUUGCCUUCAAAACUGAAGGAUGCCCUGUUUACUGUGGUAAGGGUAAUAAAUUUCAUCAAAGGGCGGGCUCCAAAUCAUCGCCUCUUUCAGGCUUUUUUUGAAGAAAUUGGUAUAGAAUACAGUGUCCUCCUUUUCCAUACUGAAAUGAGGUGGCUUUCCCGAGGCCGGAUACUAACUCAUAUUUUUGAAAUGUAUGAAGAAAUAAAUCAAUUUCUUCACCACCAAAGCAGUAAUUUAGUUGAUGGCUUUGAAAAUAAAGAGUUUAAAAUUCACCUAGCAUACCUUGCAGAUUUAUUCAAACACCUAAACGAACUUAGUGCAUCUAUGCAAAGGACUGGGAUGAACACAGUGUCGUCUAGAGAGAAGUUAUCUGCUUUUGUCAGGAAGUUUCCAUUUUGGCUAAAGCGAAUUGAGAAAAGAAAUUUUACCAACUUUCCUUUUCUUGAAGAAAUAGUUGUGUCAGAUAACGAAGGUGAACACAUUGCAGACAAAAUAACACUGCAUCUACAACAGUUGAGCAACUUCCUCCAUGGAUAUUUUUCUGUUGGAGAUCUUGAUGAGGCAAGUAAAUGGAUACUGGAUCCAUUUCUUUUUAACCUGGAUUUUGUUGAUGAUGGCUAUUUAAUGAAAAAUGAUCUUGCUGAAUUACGCGCUAGUGGCCAAAUCCUAAUGGAAUUCGAGACAAUGAAGCUUGAGGAUUUCUGGUGUGCUCAAUUCACAGUGUUUCCAAACCUGGCAAAGACAGCUCUAGAAAUCCUUGUGCCGUUUGCAACUACAUACCUUUGUGAGUUGGGAUUUUCCUCACUUUUACAUUUUAAAGCAAAGUCCAGAAGCUGCUUUAAUAUAAGUGAUGACAUUCGUGUGGCUAUUUCAAAAAAGGUUCCUCGUUUCUCAGACAUAAUUGAACAGAAGCUACAGCUACAGCAAAAGUCUAUGUAAGCUGAAAUACUUUUUAAUGUAUAAUUUUUAAUAUAGUCUUAAUACUAUUAUAAAAUUAAGCUGGAAUUCUGUCAUUUUUCUUUUAUAUUCAUGGUGUGCUGAAUCCUAAGUUUAAAAAAAUUAAGCAACUUCAAUUUUUAAUGAGGCAUGUGAAAAUAUGUUUUGAGAACAAAAGGAACAAAAGCAGCAAGAAAGAUUAAAUAGCCCAGCCUAGGUGACACAUAGGAUAUUUCUAGUUCUGAGUAUGUUUAACCUAUUGAUGCGAUACCUAAAAAAGACUGAAUGCAUCCAGCCAGAUGGUAUAGUAGGCUAGGAGUUGAGCCAAGAGAAGAGAGAAGACCUCCCAGAGCCAGCAGCUUCAAGUUAAGAGUAAAAGUCAAAAAGAAAAAAUGACAGGCUGAGUCCUUCCAUCUCUGUGAGGACUGUUAUAGGGAGGUUAAUGAAAUCAGAAGAGGAUUGGGAAAUACUGUAGUAGGAAUGGGGUGAUUUGGGCUUAUAUCAGAUUUCUUUUUAAAUGUACUCCUUGGAGUUAGUCUCACAAUGUCUGUUCCCCCAGCUCCCCUAAAUACCAUGACAUAAA